Messenger RNA from Priceomyces carsonii, 3927 nucleotides. RefSeq names its product protein phosphatase regulator (gene LPI9). The record is from RefSeq and is a predicted model, not a curated record. The coding region runs from base 1 to 3927 and encodes 1308 amino acids. NCBI's taxonomy places the organism in Eukaryota, Fungi, Ascomycota, Pichiomycetes, Serinales, Debaryomycetaceae. The transcript has a single exon.
AUGACAGACUCAUUUGGGCAAACUAAAUUAGGGGCACCUAGUGGUUCUGAAUAUGAUACGGGCGUUUCAAAUGGGGAUGUGGACUGGUUAUUUCGAGGCAAGUCCAAAAAAUUGACAAAAAAAAUGAACUCUACUGUGGUAGACAAAGAAAAGAAACUGGGGGACAAUGAAAAGUCAAGAGAGGAGAAAAAGUCUGAAGACAAGCAAAAUGAUCAAUCCACAUCAGAAGUCAAGAUGCCUUUGAAUAUGGGGAGGUCUCAAGACUCUAGCAAGGCACCAAAAGAAAAGGAACCUGCUACAGAGAAAUAUGGUAAGUCUAAUAAGACUACUAAUCUAAACCGACAAAAGGAUACCAGUAGUGCUAAAGAAACACUCCACAACACUAUCCCACAUGAUAAUAUAGAUGCGGCGAACAAUGAGAAAUCUAAUUUGACAUCUAAUGAUAAAUUUUCUAUGUUAGAUAAGUUCAGGCUUGGAAGGACCAGAUCUUCGUCGACAUCCAGCGUAAAUGCUGAUGCAGGUGAUCCAUUACUGAGCAAGUCAGGCCGCCAAUUACAGAACACGCAGCAGCCACAGCAAGAAAAACACUUAAAUCAUGAACAUGUAUCUCAGGAAUCGUCAAGCGCUAGACGAAGAAGCAGCUUAGGCUUUGGAAGUGACAGAUCUAACCCAUCAUCUGAGGGUGAAGUAUCUCCAGGUGUAUCGAGAUCAAAUUCUUCUGGUGGUAAAACUAGAUCCUUGCUAAGUUCAAUAUCGUCCAAGUUUAAAUCUAACGGAGACUCUUCGGCGUCUACUGUAAAUAGUGCAUCAAAUCAGACGCCGCAUACGCCAAAGUUUAAUCCUCACUUGAUCGGCUCGGGCUCUACACCAUCCCACAAUCAGGAUUUAGCUACCGUUAUGAACAGGCCACCGUCAGGUGUGGGUAUUCCAUCAAGCGGAAAGAGAAGGAAUUCUUCUGGUGGAAAAAGCUCCUCCAGUCCUGAUGCUUCACUAGAUAAAGAGAAGGGUAAAUUUUUUAGAAGAGAGUCUGUCUCCAGUGGAAAGUCACAAAACAGCCGUGUUGUCUUGAAUAAGAACAGCAAGAGAGACAAAAUACCUAUUAAAGAGUUGGACAAUUUGAAUUUGCGUAGAGUUAAUUUCGCGAUUGAUAAGUUGUUAGAAGAUCCACAACAGCAAAUUCCAUCUAGACGGCCAAAAAAAGGAAAUGUUUUAAUACCGGAUGAUAUUUUAGCUCCCUCUCCGAGGUUGUGUCAGGGUAUAUCUUCGAGCGAUGGUAGCAAAAUGAAUUCGGGGAGUGAGAAUAAAUAUUCCGAGAAGGAAUUACAAGCUGCUCUUGAAUCACACAAACGUGCUCUCAUAGAAGCAGAUAAACAUGCUCAAGAAGCUCACCUAUCUGCGAAUCGCAUAGCUCAGGAAGUAAGGCUGUUCAGGUGUAAGAGUGGGUCAUUAAAAUCCCAAAAUGGAGGAGAAGAUUUUGAGAACGAAGCUGAUUACGACGAUGCACCUGGAACUCUAGCACAUGAUGUUGCUGAUAUCGAAAUUGAUAAGCCAUUACAUACUCAUGAAAACUAUUUCGAAAACUCUGAAGAACCUGAAGAGGAAAAUAUAGACAAUAUCACUUUAGAGUCGAUAUAUACCAGAUGCUGUCACUUGAGGGAAAUUUUACCUAUUCCAGCAACUUUGAAGCAACUCAAGAAUAAGUCAAAGCCUUUGCAAGUAUUGAAGCUAUUGAAUCCGAAGCCAACUUUGAUAGAUGCGUUGUCUUUUAGUGACUUUAUUGCCAUAACUCCCAUUUACACUGUCAUUUUUGAUAAUGUGACCGUGACAACUGAAAUGUUGAUGCAUUUUUUGUCAUCGCUUGUUAAUAACACAACUUUAGAGAAACUUUCAUUAAGAAAUGUGGCAAUAGAUGAAAUAGGAUGGAAAUAUUUAUGCAAGUUUUUGUCAAAAAAUAAAACCAUAAAGAAAUUGGACAUUUCUCAACAAAGAAUAAAAUCUGACACGAAGGCUAAUUCUGUGAGAUCUUCGAUGAAUUGGGACCUUUUUAUUGAAUCAUUAAUUAUAAGAGGAGGUAUAGAAGAAUUAGUUAUCAAUGGCUGUAAACUUUCGGAUGAAGCCUUCAAGUCUUUGAUCGAAAGAGCAGUCAAAUUAUCAACGUAUCGCUUGGGAAUUGCUUCUACGGAAUUGAACUUAAGCAAAGCAAAAAUUGUCGCUGAGUGGAUAACAGAGCCAGACUCAAAGUGCGUUGGUGUCGAUCUUGCAUUCAACGAUUUGACUAAAGGGCAAUUGAGGCCAUUUAUUGAACCGUUUAACAAAGGAAAACUGAAACUCUUAUUUUUUUCGCUCAAUUCCACACAUUUAUCUGACGUCGAAGAAGCUUCACAAAUGAUUGAGGCAUUAUCACACGUUAAGACACUAAGAUUUUUAGACUUGAGUUCUUUGCCCCAGUUGUUUCCUUCAAUAAUCUCAAGUUUGAAUAAAUAUUUACCACGCUUUGAGUCUUUGAAGAGAAUUCAUUUCGACUUAAAUGAACUAAGCUCCCAGUCCAUCGUGGCAAUAGCCGAUAUCUUACCGAAAAUCAAGACAUUGGUUCACGUAUCAUUUCUAGGAAAUCGAGAUUUAAGUAAUACUGCUGCAGCUACUUUAUAUACUGCAGUGAAACUCUCAGACUCUAUCUUCGCUUUAGAUUUGGAUUAUGAUUUAAUAAGUGAUGAUUUAGCACAAAGAAUCGCAUUCUAUUUGAUGAGAAACAUGGACAAGACUUUGAACUCUGAGAUAAAUUACCUGGCCAAUCAUGACAACGAAGAGGAAUUAAUGUAUGAUGGAUCCUUGUUGAUGGAGACUGCCGAAAAAUUGUUGAGCGAAAACGACAAGAGUAAGGAUAAAAAAGAGGACUUAAAGCUUCAAAAAAUCUUGACUAAUGCCAUGAUGGAGAGGGGCCGUGCUGUUCGUAAAGAUAUUCAUAAAAUAAUUGAUAGUCUAUUUGAGAGGAGGAAUCAAGGAACCCUUUCGUUAGAAGGCAAAGAGAACUUAUUAAGACUUUGUUUGCUAGAUGCUUCUCUUGAAAAGGUCGUCCAUACCUUCGAGGAACAAGCAAAAUUGAAAGGUUUUUUUUCAAGCUCGCAGAAAACAGAAUCUACAUCCUCCUCAAGUAAUGCUGAUCAGUCUAGACCCGAAAUUAAAACACCUUUAUCAAGGGAAAGCUUGCAUCAAAGUUCUAACGAAUUGAUAACGGCUGGGCAUAUUUUAUCGCCUCGCAGCACCACAUUUUCUCUGCAAUCUCUUGCACCACCCACAGAACAAAAUUUCCAGCCACAUCAAGUUGUUAUUGAUUCAAUGUCUGAUGGUAAGGAUAUUCCUAUCGACAAUUUAACAGGUAGACCUGUUUUGAUGAGAUCCAGUUCACAUGCUUCCUCUCAUGCAAAGGAACAAGAAAUGGAAGAAGGUGAGCUUCACAGAUGGGGAUUUUUCAUUCAACAAAGGAAUAACAGUAGUACCGAUUUAAAUACGAACAGAGAUAAUACUCAAUCACAGAUGAGUAAAAAACCGCUGAGCGUAAUUUCAGAUACUCCUGAAAAGCAGGCGAAAGACAUCCCCCAUCUUCCUGUUCUUCCUUCUGGUUCCGAACUUAGAGAUGCAAUAAUUGCUGCGAAAGGUAUCGAAUCAGUUACCGAUUUGAUAGACAAAAUAAACAAUAACAGAGUUAGUAUAGACAAGAUCUACAACAUUCCUGAAAAGCCUUCCAAAAAAGAGAGUAGCAUCUCUUCUCCAAAUGACGAUAAAAACCAUUCAACAAAUAGUGAUGAAGACGAUAAUAUAUCCAUAGACUCUGAAUACGAUGGCGGUGAUGAUGCAAUGAACGCAGUUGUUGAUGAAGCAUACGAUAAGAUUUUGAACGAUGCGCAAAGAGUAAGGUCUAAUAAGUAG